GGCGGGGCGUGCACGAUCGCCUGGCAGCGGCUUUGAAGCAGGUGGCGGCGGCAGGGAGCGGAUUGCUGAAUUGGCCGGAGGGGAGGAGGGGAUAACCGGGGGAAUCACAUUAGUCGAGACCGGGGACCAAAGGCUAACUCGAAGAAAAGGUCGAGGCUCAUUGCAAAUCAAUUGUCUGCGAGAUAUGAACAAUUUUACACAGGGAGAAAAAGAAGAACGAGUCUGUAGGCCGUGAAGCCUUGGGGUAGAGUGGACAGCCGACCCUGGGAAGCCUGGAGGAGAGGGACUGAAGGUUUGCGCUGGAACGAGGAUCCCGGUUUCAUAAUGGAUUACCAGUAGAAACCAAGUUCGUUGUAAAACAGCAGGGGCGUGGGCGACACAAACGGAAUGUGGGUAUCGCCGGUUUUAUAUUUUAUUUUGACAUCGAGUGACUGACAGUAGCCCUUGACACACUGACUUAACUUCACAAGCGCCUUGGGCGAUGUGAGAUUUAUUUCACAAGCAGCCUGCGAAGGUUUCAGAUCCGCUCUGGCUUGUCAAGUCGUAGUCUUCUUUGAAUUUCAGCUGGCGUUUGAGUGCUUGAUGAGGGCGCUGUAUUACCGGGGUAGUGCACCAUGGCGAGGAAGUGUGCCCGAGGACCGACAUCGCUAGGAGGAUCUAACUUUAUUUUAACACUGCUGUCGACGUAAUUAUCGCCUUUUUUGUUUAUUUCUUUCAUUUUUUCUACUUUUAACUUUACAGUAAAAUAGCUGCAAUUGUGUUGAGCAUUUUCUGCAUUUAGUUCGUACUAGCGAUAAUAGCGGCAUAUUUUAUUGUGCUGAAUUUUAUUUAAGCAAAAGGGCAGGUUACUCCUACGAACAUAUAUUUUACUGGAAAAGAACUAAGGAAUGGGAAACACGGUGUCGUGUUGCGUUUCACGCGGUGGGAGUCCCAAGGUGAGCCGGGCACGCAGGCAGCCGGAGCGUCCGGAUGUCUACCAAGUGGAGGUAGAAUUAAAUGAACCGGAUUCUGGACCCUCUCUGCAGCACAUCAGCGACAGGGAGGUACCCGACGAUUUAGUGCCAGAAUCCAAUCCAUCAGACCACCCGAGAGCAAGUACCAUCUUCCUCAGCAAAUCCCAGACAGAUGUGAGAGAUAAGAGGAAAAGCAAUCACAUAAACCAUGUGUCCCCUGGGCAGCUCUCUAAGAAGUACAGCUCCUGUUCUACGAUAUUUCUUGAUGACAGCACAGUCAGCCAGCCUAAUUUGAAAAGCACAAUAAAGUGUGUUACUUUAGCAAUAUACUACCACAUAAAGAACAGGGAUUCGGACAGAUCGCUUGAUAUCUUUGAUGAAAAGCUGCAUCCUCUAUCGAGGGAAGAGGUGCCUGAAGAUUACUGCAGGCGUGACCCAGAGCAUAAGCACAUCUACCGGUUUGUCAGAACCCUCUUCAGUGCUGCCCAGCUCACAGCAGAGUGUGCCAUAGUAACCCUGGUUUAUCUGGAACGCCUGCUGACGUAUGCAGAGAUUGAUAUUUGUCCCAGUAAUUGGAAGAGGAUUGUACUGGGUGCUGUCUUACUAGCAUCGAAAGUGUGGGAUGACCAGGCAGUAUGGAAUGUGGACUACUGCCAGAUCCUUAAAGACAUCACUGUGGAGGACAUGAAUGAAAUGGAAAGGCAGUUCUUGGAGCUGCUGCAGUUUAACAUUAACGUUCCAGCCAGUGUUUACGCCAAAUAUUACUUUGACCUGCGCUCGCUGGCAGACGACAACCACAUGAACUUCCCCCUGGAGUCCCUCAGCAAGGAGAGGGCACAGAAGCUGGAGGCAAUCUCCAGGCUGUGUGAGGACAAGUAUAAAGACCUGAGUAAAGUUGCAAUGAGAAGAUCAUUGAGUGCAGAUAAUCUAGUGGGAAUCCGUCGCUCUAACGCAGUGCUGUCCUAGACACUGAGUGGCACUGCUGCUGCAGAGAGGGGCUUUACUGGGAGUCCUUCACCCAGAGAGGGCAGCGCUCCCGUUAACCCAGUCUGCCACAAAAAGCACACUCCAAUAAAGAGAAAAUACAUACAAAUUGAAAGAGAAAAACAGAUGCUACUUCGAUAGCACACAACUCUGCUGAAAUACCCAGAGGUGCAAAAUAAAAAAAGGGGCUUGCUUGCUUACUGUGUAGGCUAAGAGCUGUGAAAGCUGUCCAGUUUUUAAUUGAAAAUCAUUUGCAGAUGGAGUAUUUUAAAUAAACGCUAAUCAAGUAAGCUUUUUUUGACUGUUCCCAGAGUUCUAGAGAGCUGUAGCUAAGCUAAUGGCUGCAAUACUGUAUGUUCAUAUUCCAAAUGGAAACACGAUACUAACAGUUUUGCAGUGUGUGUUUUUGUAAGGAUUGUAUGGCAAGAUAGGUGGGGGAGUUUACGGAUCUGGUAUCGGCUUCCUCUGUCCAAUUGAAUACCUCAUUGCAGAAAACAUUUCUUUAAACCUUUUAGCUUUAUACUUGGAGUGAAAAGAUACCAACCAAAACACCUGCUGACAUGGUAUAACAUUCUCUUAGCAAUCGAUGUAGCAUGCACCCUGAAGACCUUCAUUAUUAAUUGAGGGUUUUAUUCCUGCGCUAAUCCUUAAACAAAACAACAUUGUGGUAAGGCAAUUGCAUCAUACUGCUGUAUUGUACUUCGUAUAAAAAAAUAAACAGUGCUGCUUUUCUACAUUAAUAAAAAAAAAUAAGGAUGCAUGGUAUGUCAGCUAAUAUAAAAUACUUUUUAUAUAGUGAUGUAUGUCUGUUUUUGUUGCUGAUGGUCACAAGCCUUUUACUCACUGAUGUAUCCAUUCCAUUGUGUUUGGCAGAUAAUGCCUUUGCUCUUAUUAAUAUGACCGCUUUUGUUACUGGUAAGAGCAGACUAUUCAGUUACUCUCUUAAUGGGGGCGGGGUGGGUGGUAGAAGAGUCACUUUAUGAGGUUGGAUCAGCGUGUAGUGUAUUGCUUAUUACGAGUGAUUCCCCCCCCCCCAAAAUUUUCAUUUUUGAUCCCAUGCAACUGAUCUAGGCAUAGCAUGUGAUAGCAUCACGCUGUAGGGUACUGUACUCCUGCUGUGCAGUGACUGAGGGAGAGUAAGCAUCAAUACAACCAUUGUGCAAGAUGAAGCUUUGUGUGUUUUAUAAUGCAUCAUGCCACCUUCUGUGAGGGGUCUGGGUGUGCAUUGUGCAACACCAGCGUAGUGUGUUUGGGGUUUUUUUGUCUUUAUUUCCUUUCCUAUGUUGCACUGUUUUUUCUUAACACUGUUGUUAAAGACCAUCCACAAAGUACAUGCUCCACAUCUCUUUUGGUUGGCUGUAUUAGCUUCAUUAAGGGUCAGAAGAAUCUGGCUUGUUAUUAAAUUAAUUUUAAAAUAAUAUUAAACUGUUCCUGGGCCCUGGUGUGGGGUGGUAAUAUUCUCAGGAAAAUGUUAAAAUCAUUGGUAAAAAAUAACAUUUCAAUAAACAGUCCUACCAUAUCUGGUCAUUAGCAGAUGGAGCACAGUUAAAGACACAGUAUUCUCUAGGAUUAAUUAACAGUGUGAAUUCAGUUCUUAUACAUGAUGUACAAGGUAGGCUAAUCUUGUGAUUGGUUCCUAUUUGAACUUCCCAAAGGAGCCUACUAAAAUAGUGAUUCUGGGUCAUUUACAAAAUGUUAUCACCUUGAGGCAAAGGGCACAGAGUGUUAUAUUGAAACUCUCCAUGCCAGGUUAGAGUGCUAAUCGUCAAAUAACCGACAACCCCUGAAGAAGUGUGGAACAAUAGACCAUGUCCUUGUAUUGUUUUGUAGAAUGUUUUUAUCGAACUUGCAUUUAUAGGUUUCAACAUUCUAGAUAGCUACUGUAGGUUCCAUUGUGAAUUUUUUAAAUUUUUUUAUCUUAUUUUAGUAUUUUAUAUUAAAAAUCCCCUUCUGACCCCACCCAUCCAAGAGCUUACACCAAAAUAAAAUCUCCAAGCUGCUUUUUGCCACAUGUGACAUGAUGCUUGAAAGCAUAAAAUGACUGUUUGCUAGUUUCCUUUGUUAUUUCCCUCUGGUGUGAUGUAACUUGGGCCCAUCAUGCACUUGGUUGUCCAUUUCUUUCUGCUCAAUUGAAAUCUUGUGUCAGACAGAAAGCAAUUCCGGAAUCUUUGGAUCCACUGUGCGGUCCUGUGAAAUUACUGUACCACUGGGUUUAAUAAUAUGCUUUGUGUUCUAAUUCAUUUAUUUGUAACUUUAAAUGAUGAGCCUGCUUAUUAUGUAAGAUGAUUAAGUAUCAAAGUUAAAUUGGCGUAAGGAAGGUUCCAACUCCAACAGAGUCGUCGUUGUGUGCGAAACUGGAGCAAGUAGGACCAAUAUGGUAGACCAAGGACACGGUUUCUUAACCUUAUCUAUAAAUAAACCUGGUGAUCAUAAGGGUUGUAUUCUACUUUCUACUUGCUGUGCACAGUGGUAUCGGUUGACUA
This is a messenger RNA of Polyodon spathula (Mississippi paddlefish), 4420 nucleotides long. Its product is annotated as cyclin-Y-like protein 1. Lineage: Eukaryota; Metazoa; Chordata; Actinopteri; Acipenseriformes; Polyodontidae. The transcript has 10 exons. The record is from RefSeq and is a predicted model, not a curated record. The coding region runs from base 888 to 1919 and encodes 343 amino acids. Gene Ontology annotation, cellular component: plasma membrane. Gene Ontology annotation, molecular function: protein kinase binding; cyclin-dependent protein serine/threonine kinase activator activity. Gene Ontology annotation, biological process: regulation of cyclin-dependent protein serine/threonine kinase activity; regulation of canonical Wnt signaling pathway.